Molecule: messenger RNA, 2093 nt
Organism: Wallemia mellicola CBS 633.66
Lineage: Eukaryota; Fungi; Basidiomycota; Wallemiomycetes; Wallemiales; Wallemiaceae
Exons: 3
Coding region: 154-2004 (616 amino acids)
Source: RefSeq, a predicted model, not a curated record
AAGCUGAAUAAACUACUACAUAGUAAGGCACCUCAGAGUACCGUUCAUCCAAUCCUUGAUAGCGAACAGGGCGGGGGUCUCCUCAACGUGGAGAUAUGCAAUCCAUCUCCAAAGACGACUCUGAAGCUCAUACAGCGUCUGAAAGCACUCAUUAUGGAGCUCAUCCCUGACGAAGUUGACAUUGAGCAGCUCAAACUCCCGGAAGUCAAGAAUCAAGUUAUUUCACCAGAUACAGUAUCUGUAUUUGUAGACGCCGGCGGUGAUUGCCGUGAUGCUGUUCCAUUUUGUCUCCUAAAACUUAAAGAACAUUUCAAAAGCGAGGCACUAGAAGACCAAUCAGAUUAUGACGAACAUAUAUGUAGAAGCGUAGCAUGUGAAGCACUCGCGCGUUAUGUUGUCAGACGCGUAGAUGCAGAGCGUUUACCAAAGUUACUGUCUAAGCGUUUCUCAUAUGUGGAAUCAGAUGGUGAUAAUAGCACACCAUCAAGCGUUUUGGAACUCGCUAUAGAUCUCCAUGCGACAUUCUUCCUGUCCUCAGAUGAGGCUCAAACAGCUAUUACAUCCCUUUGGAGUGGUAGUUGGAUACAGGUACAUGCAGACAAAGAGCAGAUCGAAUAUUUACCGUACAGCAAAGGCGCUGGACACUCCCUUCUUUCUCACUUCGAUCCUUCUCGUAUUGGCGUUCCAAAAUAUCAGAACUACCUGCGUAUUGUCAUAUGGCUAGGAUUUCUAGCAAUCUAUUCACUUUCUGUUCAAUCUCCAACUGAACAGCUCAAUCCGGAGAAGACAUUCGACUUUUGGGAGGUCCUUCUGUAUGGCAUGUCAAUCAGCUUCCUCCUUGAAGAGGCUAACAAAGUCUUCAAAAGCGUUCGUAACCAGGGGAUGUCAAGUGUCUUCUCUUUUUGGACAAUCAUCAAUACUGUCACUUAUCUCUUGCUCACUAUCGCAUUUACAUUGAGAAUUGCUGGUAUAUUUAGUUUGAAUGACACUUCAAGUGAGAAUUUACAUAUGCUCAGUUUUGAAUUCCUCUCAUUGACUUCACCUUUAAUUUGGAUAAAGCUCUUGCCAAUUUUUGAUGGCUUCCUCUGGAUUGGUACUAUGGAACUGGUCGUCAUUAGAAUGAUAAGAGAAAGUUUCAUAUUUUUCCUUCUUUUGACUGUAUUUUUUGCAGGACACGCUCAAGCAUUAUUUGCCCUUGACGCUGCUGAUGGUGAACAAGGCAGUUUCACGAGCAUAUGCAAGAUGCUCCUUAGAAGUCUCUUCGGUGAUGCUGAUUUCGACACUUUGUCACAUCAUCAAAGGUUUGGACAGCCAUUUGGUGAAAUUAUUUUCUACGUCUGGAAUGUGGUCACUAUCUUAAUACUUAUGAACGUACUCGUCGCGCUCUAUGCGAGCAGUUACGAAGGUGUUACAGACGAUGCAGUUAAUGAAUUCAUGGCCUUCUUUGCCGGUAAAACUAUAUCAAUGAUUAGAACACCAGAUCAGUACGUCUAUAUUGCGCCAUUCAAUUUGAUUGAAGGUCUCUUUAUCGCACCACUUGAAUAUUUUGUCAAUAAGAAGACAUACAGGAAAAUCAACAGAUGGACCUUAAGCAUUUUGUUCUUUAUACCAUUAUCGAUUAUUGCUACACUGGAAGCUAAUGAUCAUUUUACCAAAACUAAAUUCUGGAAAAGUCUCAUCGAUACGCGUAUUCCUUUCGAUGGUGAGGGCGAUGCCUUUGACCCAGCAACCGAAGGGGAAGAAUACGUCAUUUCCAAACACUCUUUCAAUGCUUUGAAAUCAAGGUUACCUGAUAAUUCUAAGACACUUGAGAAGUCUUUCGACAAGUCCUUCAAGAACUUGGCUGAUGAGCUCAAAACAUAUUAUUCACUUUCAGAGAAGAUACAAGAAGACAUAAAGCGUGUCGAGACCAUUCUUGCAGAAAAGAAAGAAGGUGGUGUGAAAGAAGACAACAGAUCAAAGUCAUCACAAGGUAAUCAAAAAAACAAAAAGAAUAAGAAGUGAUGGUUUAAAUGAAUUACGAGUUUUUGCAUGUAAGGAAUACAUUAGCAUUAACGUUAAGUCUUGUAUGCUAGAAUGAAUGAUAUCAUGAC